AUGGAAAAUACUUUAAAAGCGAUCAGAUCACUUCUAUUAUACUCAAAUCAUAGACUUAUUGGAUAUAAUGCUGAAAAAGAUCUCCCAAAAUAUUCUCAAUCUCGCCCUUCCCGCGAAAACUCAGAUAUAUUUAUUAGAAAUGAUUCCGUAAUUGAAAUCCAAGAUAGUGCAACUGCUAGUUCAAAUGACAAUCAUAAUAACCUUUUAUGCUACGAAACCUUGAAUCCCAGUACAAAUAAUAACUCACUCCCAGGAACAAAAAGUCCUGCUCCAAUUUAAAAGGUUAAUUUUUUUAAAUUAAUUUUAAAAUAUUUAAAAUUAUAAAAAAAAUAAAUUGAGCGCAAUAUUAAUUUAUUUUUAUAAAGAAUUUAUUAAAAAAUUAAUUAAUUCAGUUUAAACUGUUUAAAUAGCAUUCUACUUACACUUUUUCCAUUCAUCUAGGUCAAAAUUAAUUUUAUAAAAAUUAUUAACAAAAAAUUUGUUCAAAUUUAAAAUACCCAUGUUUUGUUUCCAAUUUAAAUGGGGAGUCAGAAUUCAGUUCUCGCAAAAAAAAAUUCAGAAAUUCUUUAGAUUAGAUUAAAGUUAGAAUGAGCCUUCGGGGUUUGUUCCAGCCCCUCACCGACUUCAGGCUUCCCACCCUAAGCAUCGGGCUGCACCCACGCCCUUUCCUGUCGACGUCACCAAAAGCAUCUCUCGGAAGACACACCCAAGCACUUCCUUAGGCAAACUCCUAGCAGUCAGCAUUAUCUACCAAGAGAUGGGAGGUAGGAGAUGACUUGAAUCCUCCUUCUGGUCUUCAUUACCCUUCACAUCCAGGAGUGCGGAGUUGUAAUGUGGAUAAAAAAAACUUAUCAUGGUUUUCCGAUGAGGAUAAAAAACCUGCCCCGACACAAUUUCCAGACCCCGUCCCUCUUGAAUCCAAAAAACCCCGGAGGUAUUGAGAUGGGCAGAUCGGAUACCUCACCAUUUUAUUUGUGUGAAAUUCAUUAGAAGAUGACGAAAUAGAAAACUUAGAAGAAGUUAUAGAUCUUUACCUUUAUUUGCCUAUCAUUCUGAGUCUAAAAUUAAUAUUUCCAUUUAAAGCUUAUAACCUUCCAAUCAAACAGCAAAUAAAAAUGAAAUUCUAUAAAAUUCUAAAAGCUAAAUGCGAGUUAUGCCCACAAAGAUUCAAGUCUCAAAAAGGCUUAAAAAUCCACAUGAACAAAGUUCAUCCUGUCUCCCAAAGAUCAUAUUGCCAUAUCUGUGGGAAAUAUUUCUCAAAUGAUGGAUCUCUAACUGCUCAUAAAAGCCAAGUCCACUACAAAUCCACAAGGGUCAUUUGUGAAACCUGUGGUAAAGAAGUCUGCAAUAAAUACAGCUUGGCGCUUCACAAGCAGAAAAAGCAUCCUUUCCUAAGACCCCUGUAA
Blepharisma stoltei is the source of this 1406-nucleotide messenger RNA. The record is from the annotation of a GenBank genome assembly. Lineage: Eukaryota; Ciliophora; Heterotrichea; Heterotrichida; Blepharismidae.